Messenger RNA from Truncatella angustata, 1143 nucleotides. Its product is annotated as galactose mutarotase-like domain-containing protein. The transcript is spliced from 5 exons. Gene Ontology annotation, molecular function: aldose 1-epimerase activity; carbohydrate binding. Gene Ontology annotation, biological process: beta-D-galactose catabolic process via UDP-galactose, Leloir pathway; glucose metabolic process. Bases 1 to 1143 code for a protein of 380 amino acids. The record is from RefSeq and is a predicted model, not a curated record. NCBI's taxonomy places the organism in Eukaryota, Fungi, Ascomycota, Sordariomycetes, Amphisphaeriales, Sporocadaceae.
AUGUGGAGAGCACUCCUGGUACCUGCACUUGCUGCCAGGUCGGCAUUUUCGCAGGGUGUUUCAGCGCCCGGAGCGGAUGGCAAGUAUACCAUAUCAGCGCCUGGUAUCAAGGCUCAGUUCAUUCCAUACGGUGCUACUCUCACGAAUCUUUUUGUCAAGGACAAGUCGGGCAAAGAUGUCGAUGUGGUUUUAGGCUACGAUGUUCUGGACUACUAUGCGAAGGACCCGGGACAUCCCGUAUACAAUUCCAUUCCCGGACGAUACGUCAACCGGAUUGGCCACGGUCAAUAUUCGAUCGACAACGUUACUUACCAUACUGAGCUCAACGAUGGAAAUAACACCUUGCACAGUGGAACGAACAACUGGUCAUACAGAACAUGGAGCGUGACGCAAGCUUCUGAGACAUCGAUCACCUUCUCCAUCUCAGACCCCUCGAAUUCCUCGCUCAAUCUGCUUGGCCGUGUCGACGCCUCGGUGACAUACAGCGUCAGCAACAGCACAUGGAACAUCAAGAUGGAGGCUGUAUCACCCGACAGGAAGACGCCCCUCAUGCUGACGCAGCACACCUACUUCAACCUCGACGCCUACAGAAACCCCGACACAGACAAGAUCUGGAACCACACGCUCUACCUGCCCUACUCGGGGCGCUACCUGGUGGCAGACCAGGGUGCUCUGCCCACGGGGCAGAUCCGCGCGGCGCUGGCCGGGAGCAUCAACGACUUCGCGAGCCAGCCUGACCUGCCCCUGGGCCACGCGACGGGCCAGCCUGGCUUCGGCGGGAACUGUGGCGCCGACGGGGCAUGCGAGGGCUACAACGGCUACUGGAUCAUCGACGGUGCGCCGCAGACCGACGUCGUCGCGACGCUCGCAAGCCCGUUCUCGGGCAUCAGGGCGGAUCUGAGGACGGACCAGGCGGGACUCGUCAUAUAUUCGUGCAAUUGGUUUGACGGGACUGCUGCCCUCAAGAAGACGCAGGGGCUAAGCGACAGACAUACCGUCUCGCGAAGCUCCUGCGUCGCGAUCGAGGCGCAGGACUGGGUGGAUGGAAUCAACCAUCCUGCUUGGAAUCGUGUUAAUGCUCAGAUUACUGGCCCUGGGAAAACAUACUCUUGGGAGAGUUCAUGGACUUUUAGCAUUGUCUAG